Messenger RNA from Uranotaenia lowii, 1479 nucleotides. Its product is annotated as probable cytochrome P450 6a13. The transcript has 2 exons. Lineage: Eukaryota; Metazoa; Arthropoda; Insecta; Diptera; Culicidae. Bases 1 to 1479 code for a protein of 492 amino acids. Gene Ontology annotation, molecular function: heme binding; iron ion binding; monooxygenase activity. The record is from RefSeq and is a predicted model, not a curated record.
AUGUUGGCCUCAAUAUUCUUGAUUUUGGUAACCACAAUUUACUGGUGGAUUCGAAGCAGUUUUUCCUACUGGUCCCGUCGAGGUGUUCCUCACAAAAAGCCUGCGUUUCCGUUUGGAAAUUUGGAAGGAUUUGGUAAAAAGCCGAUAUUUUCAAUGCUGUCAGACGUGUAUAACCGUUUCAAAGGAGCUGAGAAAAAGUUUGUAGGAAUGUAUUAUUUUCUAAAGCCAGUAGUGCUGGUGCACGAUUUGGAAUUCGCAAAGGAUGUUUUGGUGAAGGAUUUUCAACACUUUCAUGAUCGAGGAUUCUAUCGGAACCAAAAAGGAGAUAUUGUAUCGGCCAAUUUGUUGACGCUAUUAGGCGAUCGAUGGCGGACUACCAGGAACAACCUUAAUGCUACUUUUACCUCGAGUAAAAUGAAGAUCAUGUUUCCAUUAAUGGCGGAAGUCGGGGAGAAACUUGUGAACCAAAUGACUCAGGAAGCUGGUCAAAGUACAGAAGUUGAUAUGAAAGAUAUUUGUGCCAGAUUUACUACCGACGUGAUUGGAAGCUGUGCCUUUGGAUUGGAAUGUAAUAGUUUACGGAAUCCUGAGUGCGUGUUCCAAGAAAUGGGACGCCGUACUCUUGCACCAACAUUGUUAUAUGUAUUUACAAACAGUUUUCCUAAACUGUCGAGAUUUUUCAAUAUCAAGAUGAUCGAAAAGAAGGUCGAAUCAUUUUUCUUGGAUACCAUCAAAAGCACAAUCGAUCAUCGGAAACAGAAUGAUAUUAAACGGGAUGAUUUCCUAGAUAUUUUGAUGAAACAUGGUGUAAAGAAUACAAGUGAUGGAGACAAAUUUGUUGGCUGGCAAAUCCGUGAAAUCGUAUCCCAUAGUUUAAUAUUUUUCACAGCUGGUUAUGAAACAUCAACGAUAGCAAUGGCUUCGUGCUUGUACGAACUAGCUUUCAAUCAAGAAAUUCAGAAUAAAGCUCGUGAUGAUAUUCAACAAAAAUUAGCAAGAUAUGGAUGCUUUUCCUACGAAGCUAUAAAAGAGAUGAAGUAUCUGGAAAACUGUAUAAACGAAACACUACGGAAACAUCCUCCAGUUCCAUUGACGGCACGGGAAGUCACUAAGAACUACCAUAUACCAGAUAUGAACAUAACCCUUGAAGAGGGAACUCGAGUUUUGAUACCCAUUCACGCUUUCCAUAAUGAUCCUCAGUAUUAUGUGGAUCCUGAACGAUUCGACCCGGAUCGAUUUGAUCCGGAGAAAAUGGCCAACUGGCAUCCGUUGCAGUUCAUUCCAUUCGGUUACGGACCGCGCAUUUGCUUUGGACUACGGUUCGGUAUGAUGCAAGUGAGUGUCGGGUUGGCUUAUCUGCUCAAUCAAUUUCGAUUUACCGUUUCUGCUCGAACUCCGGUGUCGCUCCAAUUUGAUCCGAACAAAUACCUUAUAGCGAAUUUAGUCGGUGCUUUGUGGUUGAACGUAGAACGUGUUUAA